AUGAAGCACAGCCAAAUAUGCACAGAAUGGUUAUAUGUCGAAGGGUGUGGUUGGCACUACCAAGAACAGAAUGAACGCUUGUGGUUAUAUAAAAGACCAAAAAGAAUUAUGUAUUGCACGACAUGGAAGAGCUGUUCUAAGUCCACGGAGAUUGAUGCAUACCAUGAGUAGUUACAUUCCUAAUUUCAAUCUAACUAGCCAGCAGGAUGCAGAGGAAGCACUCUCCCGUCUUUUAUCUUCUUUAAGAGCCGAAUUGUCAGAAUCUUAUGUUCAUGAUAACAGCUCUUUGGCGGAUGUAACUACACUUCCUAAUUGUAGGAUUGUUAGGCAGAGGAUGGAAGGAGAAAGCGAACAGGAGAGAUGGCAGCAAAGUUUUCUUGGGCCUUUUAAUGGGAUUCUUGGUAGCUUUUUAACCUGCCAAAGUUGUUCGUUUCAGAUCUCUUUGGAUUUUCAGUUGUUCCAUAGCUUGCAUCUUGUGCCAGUGUUAAGCAUUGUUGGGGCCAUUAUGCCUGGGUGUUCCAUGGAGCAUUGCCUGAAGCAGUUCUUUGUUGCAGAACAACUCGAAAACUAUAAGUGCAGCCACUGUUGGCAUAUUGCUGCCAUAAAGUUUGUCUCUGCCAUGGAUGAAAAUGAGGCUAUUGUUGAAAAGCUUAAGCUGUGCAAUGAGGAAGAUUCCUGUGAUUGCAAAGAGCUACCAUGCCUUGCAAGAUUACCAUGGUCCAAUAGCUUCUCACGCACUUUCAAGCAACUCAGUAUUGGCCGGAGUCCUAAGGUUCUAUGUCUUCAUUUACAACGUGCUUCUAUAAAUGUAUUUGGAGAACCGGUCAAACUUCAGGGCCAUAUUUCGUUUCCAUUGAUUUUGGACUUGGCUCCCUUUGUGAAGAAUGGAGUGGGGACAAAGAAUCGCGAAGGGAAUCUGCAAAUAGGAAAAAUAAAGCAUCAGCAACAGUCUUUCCCUUUGUUUGAUUACUUAAAUCUGCAAGAUAAUAACGAGAUGUUAAAUUGCAUCACCCAAAGUGAAAGAACGUUUUCUACAGAAGUAGAAGAUACGGCUGCUUUGUGUGUCUCAAAUAGUUGUGGUGUUAAUGCACCAAAGUCAAUAUCAACUUUGCUCGAUACAGGAGGCUACAAGGAGAUGAGCUUAAAUCAGCUGCCUCCACAUUCUGGCAAUCAGGGUGAAGCUUCCUCAAUAACACUUUCCAAACAUCAUAAGUAUCGACUAGCCUCUGUUGUGCAGCACUUUGGAAGAGUUGGUAGCGGGCAUUACACCGUUUACAGACGAGCAACAGCAAAAAUAAGCGAAGACGAUCCUGCAGGACUACUGGGAUCUAUUGUUGAUCAGUGGUUUUGCAUCUCAGAUACCGACAUGCAUAGUGUUUCUGAGAAAGAUGUUCUAGAUGCUGAGGCAACCUUACUAUUCUAUGAAAAAAUUUCUGAUUGUUAAAACUUUUGCUGAGUUAUAUAGCUGUUUGUAGUAAGCUUUAAUAAUUUGUGCUAGCAACUCAGAAGCUGCGAGUCAUUGUUAUGGCCCAUUUUAUGCUUGCCCGGAGAAUUGUUUUGGUGACUCUGGUGAACCUAUUGAAUUUAGUCAGAUUUGAGUGUACUCUCUAUUGUAUUCUUUAAUCGCUUAUUA
Nicotiana tabacum (common tobacco) is the source of this 1633-nucleotide messenger RNA. NCBI's taxonomy places the organism in Eukaryota, Viridiplantae, Streptophyta, Magnoliopsida, Solanales, Solanaceae. The record is from RefSeq and is a predicted model, not a curated record.